AAUAUUCUUCUUCUUCAUUUCCUUAGAUCAAUUUAUAUUUUAUUUUUUUAACUUUUGGUAUUAUAAUAAUGGUUAGUUAGUUAAGUUUAUUAUAAAUAACAUUCAAAACGAAAACAUCAUCCUACACAGGAACUCUCUCUCUUUUCCUUCCAGAUUAUUUUAAAAAAAAUAUAUAUACAAACACCAAAUUUCUCCAAAAUACAUACAUACAUACAUACGCAUAGAGAUACAUAUAGAGAUCGAAGAAGAAGAAGAACAUUUAAAGAGAUGGGAAGAUCACCAUGCUGCGAGAAAGCUCACAUGAACAAAGGAGCUUGGACUAAAGAAGAAGAUCAGCUUCUCGUUGAUUACAUCCGUAAACACGGUGAAGGCUGCUGGCGAUCUCUCCCUCGCGCCGCCGGGUUACAGAGAUGUGGUAAGAGUUGUAGAUUGAGAUGGAUGAAUUAUCUAAGACCAGAUCUAAAAAGAGGCAAUUUCUCUGAAGAUGAAGACGAACUCAUCAUCAAGCUCCAUAGCUUGCUCGGUAACAAAUGGUCUUUGAUAGCUGGGAGAUUACCAGGAAGAACAGACAACGAGAUCAAAAACUAUUGGAACACUCAUAUCAAGAGAAAGCUUCUCAGCCGUGGGAUCGAUCCCAACACUCACCGUCUCAUCAACGACUCUGCUGCUGCGUCAGCAUUAGUUGUAUUGCCUCCUCCUCCUCCUCAUCCUCUGUCUCUUCAAAACGACGAUGUAGUUGAGCCUUUGCGUAUUGAUUUAGCCGGACCGGUUAAACCGGAACCGGUACUACGGGAAGAGAUCGGUUUUAAUAACUGUACGAGUAGUGGAACGACGUCGGAGAAGGAUUUCGGGAACGAGGGCGACUGGGUGCUCAACUUGGAGCUCUCCGUCGGACCAGCAGCGACGAGUUACCAUCGGUACGAGUCGAGUCGUAAGGCGAGUGUUGUUGACUCUGCUGAGUCGACUCGACGGUGGGGGUCCGAGUUGUUCGGAGGAGCUCAGAGCGAUGCGGUGUGUUUGUGUUGUCGGGUUGGGUUGUUCCAUAAUGAGUCGUGUCGGAAUUGUCGUAAUUCUGAUGUUCGAACCCAUUAGUGUUAAUUUUACAUUUUGUUAUGUAACGCAUCAAUCAAAGCUAAGAUGAUUAGGAUUUAAUUUAUUUGAUGGCAAAAAGAAAAUAGAGCUGUCUCAAACUUGUUUCAUAUUAUCAAAAACUUUCGUAAAAAUGUAUACUUGAUUUUGUUAA
Capsella rubella is the source of this 1243-nucleotide messenger RNA. Its product is annotated as transcription factor MYB3. The transcript is spliced from 3 exons. Bases 268 to 1092 code for a protein of 274 amino acids. The record is from RefSeq and is a predicted model, not a curated record. NCBI's taxonomy places the organism in Eukaryota, Viridiplantae, Streptophyta, Magnoliopsida, Brassicales, Brassicaceae.